This is a messenger RNA of Perkinsus marinus ATCC 50983, 1338 nucleotides long. RefSeq lists its product as hypothetical. The transcript is spliced from 3 exons. The coding region runs from base 1 to 1338 and encodes 445 amino acids. The record is from RefSeq and is a predicted model, not a curated record. NCBI's taxonomy places the organism in Eukaryota, Perkinsozoa, Perkinsida, Perkinsidae.
AUGAUGCGGGAUAAGCUGGGUAGGAUUGCCUUGUUCGACCUUGGAUGUGCCUUGGCUGACCGUCCGCUGCCCAGGGAUGACAUGACUCAGGAGUAUCUCGAUAACUUUGCUAUCUGGCAUCAGAAUCCUCUACUCCUGGACGUUCCCUUCACCCCAAAGCAUGUGCGCUAUCUUAAGUCACUCGACUUCGAUAGGCUGAAGAAAAUCUGGGUAUACUAUACGUAUCCCCAAUAUGUGGUCGCGGAGUAUGAUAGAGCCAGACGACGCGAAAGGCUGCGGAGGUCAUCUCAGAAUCGCCAUGCUCAGCAUCGUUCGAAGAGCCUCACUAAUCCUGGUCCAGUACGGCAGGUGUUCGGGUAUCUUGUAACCCCUAAGGGCGGACCAGAGCCUUCGGAGGUGUCUCGGCGAGAUGACACUCCAGUGGAAGAUAGAAGUGCUCAGGCGCCCCCUCCUAUGCGGUUGUCAGUGUCGGCGGCACGGGAUACCGCUUCCUGCUCGCCUGGUCCUGAAGGGACAGGCUCAUCGCCCAAUCAACGAUGCGACAGUUCUGAUGUGGGAAGUGAUAAUGCAACUUCGAGUGGGGAGGAGGCGGGAUGCUCUAAUGACGAUUCUGUGUCAAGUCAGCCUAGCGCCCUAGUAAAGGGACGGCCACGUGCUGAUACUGUGGCUGUUGGUAAGGCUGAUGUGGUCGAGGAGGAUGAGAAGACCAAGAAUAGUCAUGAGACUGCUGAUCAUGACGAAGUUGGGGACUAUGAUGAGCUCAGGCUUGUGCCUGCGAUCGAUAUGGUCAACGUGAUGGAGGCUAAUGUACGAUUCCUUCUGAGAUGUGCUGAGACCGAUAAACCCAUGCUAUUCGCUGCCGAGGUACUGUAUAGUGGCCUUUACGAGCGAGUGUGGCAUGAGCUACCUACCGGAGUGCAGGACUUUGAUGCCUUAGGAGAUGCUCUAGUCGAUAUCGCCAGUGUCGAGUCUGUGUACGAUAUCUUCACUGAUUGGGAUGAUAGGCGUACUGGUCGUCGUCAUGUGAACAUGUUGUGGGCCGGCCCUCCUAGACCGACGCUGCCUCUGUGCAAAGGUUCGGAUGCUGCCACCGUUAACAGUGAUAAGCUCAGUGUUCCUACGAACAGCGGCUCGAUGUCGUGUCACAGCAGCUCUGGGGUGUCCCAAUUCGAUGGUGAAAUUGAGAUGGUUGGAUUUGAUGACGACACUAACGUUGAGGCGGCCGCCAAUGAUAGCAGCAAUGGAGAAGAUAAAAAGUCCACAGUGUUGAUACCAACCUUUGCUCUGGAGAUGAUCGGAUCGUCUCUGAGGAGUGAUGCCUACUCCGCUGCCUUCUGA